GAACGGAACAACCUUCAGUGGGGCGAUGUAGUCAUGCCAAAGAGGAACAAGUCCCAAGCGUCGUCACGAGGCACGGCAGUCCUGCGGAACAUCCGAAGUUACCUCAAGGAGACCACGGUCCAUGGCUUCCGUUAUGUAGCUGAUGGAGCUAACAUCUUCGAACGACUCUUUUGGGUGAUUUGGAUCACGUUUGGCUUCUGUGGCUCCUAUUACAUGGUGAGCCAAUCAAUCAAAGAAGGUCGAGAAAAUCCGAUCCUGACCACCAUAGACACAGCUUCGGUGACUACGGUGCCAUUUCCCGCUGUCACCGUGGAUGGAGGUAGCUUGAUGAACCCAUGGGGACAUAUCACCAAGUUGUACAACCAAGUGGAAUUCGAGUGCUAUGACGAUCCCAACAAUUGCAACCAUACCCAGGCUCUUCGAGAUGAUUUUUCAACGGUUAUCGAAGGCUACGUGGCCCGCAUAUUUGCUGCUCUGGAGAACUCGUUGAGGGACAAAGAUGGCCUUGGAAACCUAACCGAUCCAGAAUGUCUCAAUAUGGUCAAAAAAGGCUUUACAAGAUCCUACAAUGUGACAGCAGCUAUCUUGGCAGCUAUGGAUUGGAAAAGUCCCGAUUCAUUGGUCGAGGUGCGAAAGUGGUUGGUCGAUUUCACAGCUCAAACCUUCGCUACUUAUUACCCGAGAAAUUUUCGCCGAUAUGGUGAUUUUGGUCGUCAAAUUGAGGAGAAGGUUGAAGCCAUGAGACAAUUAGCAAAUAUCACUGAUGACGAAGUCAAGAUUUGUUUAAGUAGUAAUAAUAUGGGAUGCUGGAAAGGUUUGUCAUUAGGGCGAAAAUAUCUCUAUCCACCCUUUGCGUUUAAUCGGAUUCCAUAUCAUUCCCUUGGAUUCGGUGAAUUUCUUCAGACAUCGGUUCGGCGAGCCAUCUCAACCAAGUUGUCGGAUAGAGUGGAAAAGGGAUUCUUAAUGUCCAAAAAUCCCAGCAGUCUAGAGAAGAGAAUCAAUGGCUUGUUCAUUGACUCCUUGAACAAGAUCAUGGAAAAAGACAUUGGCAUGUCGUCCUUCGAACUUUCAUUUGCCGUUGAUCAAAGGAUAGAUGAAUCUGAGUCCACCUAUCAAGUCCCAAGAGUCAUGGGACUGUUAGAGUGUGACCAAAAGGUGUAUAAACAUAUUUGGGAAGAGUGGGAGGGGCGAAAACCUAGAAGUUCGUUCGUUCCACAAAAAGCCCCUUGCGCGAACUUGACAGAGGCAGAACUCUUAGGCUUUGAAGGAUGUUGCCAGAUCAAAGAAUUGUACGAUUCUAUGUCCAGACAAGUCUUGAAUGUCAUGCGUUAUGCGCAGCAAGCUCCUCAUCUAUUGUCCGGCAAGAAAGAGAUGGAAGAUGUCCAAAAUGAUGCCCUGAAAGCGUUUCCCUAUCCCUUAUUGCCGAUUGAUAAUCGGGUGGCCCGGCAAAACUUAAACCCAAGAAUCCUCCAAUGUCAAUACAACAAGUACCCAAUGAACCAGUCCCCCGAAGAUUGCCAAUGGUUUGCCAGGAGCUAUACCGAUGAAGGACUAGGGUACUCCUUUAAUACCGGAUCAUUCUGGGAUAAUCAUCAACCCAACCAGUAUACCAAGGAUUUCUACGAGGUCAUGCAUCCAGACGAAAGGACCAAUUGGAGCACUAUAGCUUACCCUGAAACCAGUGGACGCGACUACGGAUUAAAGCUCACUCUCGAGCUCAACGAAUUCCUGACCGUGGCUCAAACAGUGCGCAAUCAGGGCAAAAGUUUCCCCGUGUUCAAGGUGGCGAUUCACGAUCCGGCCACACCCGCCGAUCUUCGCAGUGCCGGCAUUGAGAUUGAGCCGGGCUAUUUGUCCACUUUUUUGAUCACGCCAUCUCAAACCACGCUCUUCCGAUCUGCCAAGGAACUCGAUCCUGGC
Tigriopus californicus is the source of this 1920-nucleotide messenger RNA. RefSeq lists its product as uncharacterized. The annotation marks the transcript as partial. Gene Ontology annotation, cellular component: membrane. The record is from RefSeq and is a predicted model, not a curated record. Gene Ontology annotation, biological process: sodium ion transmembrane transport. Gene Ontology annotation, molecular function: ligand-gated sodium channel activity. The transcript has a single exon. NCBI's taxonomy places the organism in Eukaryota, Metazoa, Arthropoda, Copepoda, Harpacticoida, Harpacticidae.